UAGCAAAAUAGCCGCUCGCCUGUUUGAACGUUGCUCGCGUUUGUUUGAGUCAACAUAGCAUCCGCCUUCGAACGGCGCGACGCUCCUCGGCUCCGCGGCCAUCUUUGCUCUCCGCGCACGCGACCACACCUUUCCCUAGCUAGCUAUCUUUCGGUGCCUUAUUUUUAGCACUAGAUAGCCUUUCGCCCACUUAAUAAAUUUUUCCUAGCGUUACCUUUGGUGUUCUCCACUCACCGGAGGUUGGCCUUAUUUUCGCGUAUUGGUUUUAAAGCGUACCGAUCCCGCUUCGCGCUUUAUUGGUGACCCCGAAUUUUGGUCAUUAUCCGGUGAGUUUUCGCUAACCUUUCUUUUCAGAUUUGGCCACAUUUUUUCGCUCACCCGUCUGAUUUUCACUUUUCAUUUUCCGGUUUAAUCUCGCUGGCUCGCUAUUUUGCUCGCUAUGGCAACUGAUCGCGUAGAUUCUGACGUUCAGAUAGGCACAGUUACGCUUCCUAUCGCACCUUUUCGCGAGACUAAUCCUAAGUCUUGGUUUGGUCAGCUAGAAUCGCAAUUUUCUUUGCGUGGUAUUAGGUCCGAAAAGACCAAGUUCCACCUUGUCGUUUCCGCGCUUCCGCUAAAUGUCAUCGAUGACAUUGAUGACAUUCUAGAUCUUCCUGACGACCAAAAGACUUACGAUGCAGUCAAGACAGCUGUUCUGAGAAGAACAGGCUUAUCCGAUCGACAACGAGUUACGAAACUCCUCAACGAAACCGAUCUUGGCGAUCUUAAGCCAUCUCAGCUGCUUCGAAAAAUGCAGAGCCUAGCUAAACCCUCUUCGAUAGAUGAUUCUUUUCUUCGGGAAAUGUGGUUGCAACGACUUCCGCGCGAGAUGCUACACAUCCUCUGCGCUAGUGAGGAUGCACCUUUGUCCAAACUGGCCGAUACAGCCGACCGAAUUUGGGAGUCGUACGGCCAGGUUUCGCAGGUCCAGACGAAACCGGACAACGAUAUCGCUACGCUUAAAUCCCAGAUGGCAACGUUGACUCGACAAUUCGCAGACUUUUCGGCCUCCAGACAUAACCGCUGUAAAUGCUCUAGGAGCCGUUCGCGUUCACGUUCGAAGUCUCCUUCGCGAUCAGCGAAUAGAAACGGUUACUGCUGGUACCACGAACGCUUCGGCCAGCAAGCUAAAUCAUGUCGCCCGCCCUGUUCCUUCAAACGACAGCAGCAGGGAAACGGGCGGACCAGCACGUAGGGGCGACGGACGUAGCUGGUCAACGCAGUCGCCUUUUCUUCGUCACCGAUCGUAGAACCGGAGUUCGCUAUCUCGUCGAUACUGGCGCAGAAGUCAGCGUUCUCCCGCGUGAUCCAAAUGACCCGACCGAAAAGGUGACUAGCUCAUUGCGCGCAGCUAACGGAACCAUCAUCCGCGUAUAUGGUCAACGCUCGCGCACGCUAAAUCUCAGUCUCCGACGCGCUUUCAAAUGGAUAUUCCUCGUUGCGGAUGUUCAAACGCC
Messenger RNA from Dicrocoelium dendriticum, 1496 nucleotides. The record is from the annotation of a GenBank genome assembly. NCBI's taxonomy places the organism in Eukaryota, Metazoa, Platyhelminthes, Trematoda, Plagiorchiida, Dicrocoeliidae.